Dromiciops gliroides (monito del monte) is the source of this 2416-nucleotide messenger RNA. RefSeq names its product solute carrier family 52 member 2 (gene SLC52A2). Gene Ontology annotation, molecular function: riboflavin transmembrane transporter activity. The transcript has 5 exons. NCBI's taxonomy places the organism in Eukaryota, Metazoa, Chordata, Mammalia, Microbiotheria, Microbiotheriidae. Gene Ontology annotation, biological process: riboflavin transport. The coding region runs from base 223 to 1605 and encodes 460 amino acids. Gene Ontology annotation, cellular component: plasma membrane. The record is from RefSeq and is a predicted model, not a curated record.
UCCGGCCCCCUCUCUCCCUUCCUCCCCGCCUCUCCCCGCCUCUCCCGUACCCUCUCCUUAGCCCCUGCCCGUCCUGUUGGCUCCGAGCUGCGUGGGGCCGGCCGGCUCGCCGGGCUCCGCUUCCCUCUCUUCUCUUGCACGGAGUAGGGACACCUGCUGCAUGCUCCCGGUUCUGCCUGGGGGUCGCGGAGCCCUGGGGUCCUGGUGGGAAGGCCAGCUGGGAUGGCGGCCCCCGACAGUAGGACGGUGUUCAUGCACAUCCUAGUGGCCCUCUUUGCCAUGGGUUCCUGGAUUGCGAUCAAUGGGAUCUGGGUACAGUUGCCGGUGCUGGUGAAGGACCUGCCUGAGGGUUGGAACCUUCCCUCUUACCUGUCUGUGCUGGUAGCCUUUGGAAACCUGGGACCACUGGCUGUAACACUGUGGGGCCGCCUGUCAAAGGGUGAACUGGGCCCAAUCCGGGCAGUGCAGGCUCUGGGUGUGGUGGGCAUGGCACUGCUGGCUCCUCUGUGGUCCCAUGUGGCACCCAUAGCCGGGCAGCCCCAUGCUGUGGCCUUCCUAGCAUUAGCCUUUGCACUUGCCCUGAGCUGUUGCACUUCCAAUGUCACUUUCCUUCCCUUCAUGUCCCGUCUGCCCCCAGCCUAUGUACGAUCAUUUUUUUUGGGUCAGGGUCUUAGUGCCCUGCUGCCCUGUGGGCUAGCUCUGGCCCAAGGUGUGGGUCACCUAGAGUGCCGACCAGCCUCCUCUCCCAGCUCUAGGGUCUCUCCCUUGGCAUCCUCCCCAGGUCCUCCCUCCCUUGGCAUAUCCCCAUCAGGCCCCAUGGUGCCCAUCUACUUUAAGGAACACUUUUCAGCCAGCACAUUCUUCUGGGUGAUAACCAGCCUGCUUGCCAUCUCAGCAGCAGCCUUUCAGGGACUGCUGCUCAUGCUGCCACCAGUGCCCACCACAGUUCCCACUAGGAAUGAAGAGCAGGGGCAGGGAGCCACCCCCGAGGAAGAGGUGUCACCACUUCGGGAACCAGGAGAGGAGGUUGGGACACCUGAGCCAGAGUCAGAGGAAAGAGCCCGGGAUCCACUGAAGCUGUGUUCAGUCAGAGGGGCCUGCCUGCUGGGGCUGCUGGGGGCCACGAAUGCCCUGACCAAUGGAGUACUACCCUCCGUGCAGAGCUACUCCUGCUUGCCAUAUGGGCGCCGUGCCUACCACCUGGCUGUGGUGUUGGGCAGUGCCUCCAGUCCCCUCGCCUGUUUCCUAGCCAUGGGCAUCCUCUACAGAUCACUGCGUGGUCUGGGUGUCCUUUCAUUGCUGGGUACCCUUUUGGGGACCUAUGUGAUGGUGUUGGCAGCCCUGAGUCCUUGUCCCCCCCUAGUGGGCACUUCUGCAGGUGUAGUGCUUGUGGUGCUCUCCUGGGUCCUGUGCCUGGGCACAUUUUCCUAUGUGAAGGUGGCAGUGAGUUCACUCCUGCAUGGCGGUGGCCGAAGCGCGCUGCUGGCAGCAGGUAUUGCCAUCCAGACAGGUUCUCUGAUGGGGGCUCUUGCCAUGUUCCCCCCCACAAGCAUCUACCAGGUCUUCAACCGAAGCCAGGACUGUGUGGACAUGUGUAGCCCCUGACGAUCCCUUCGGGGUGUUGUAUGGCUUUUAUUGGGAGUGCCCAUCCCUUCUCUGCCCCCACCCUCCCAGGAGUAAAGUACCUCCAUCUUUGCUGGAGCAACCUGUGCCUUAUUCCCUUCAGUGGGUGAGGUGUUGGCCCUCGCACAAUUUCCACCUCUCAGGGAUAAGCCAGGAAUUGGCUUAGGACACAGUGUCCCUACCCCACUGGAACCCUUGUCCCCAGCCAAAAAAAACCCCAAACCCACCAAAGCCAAACCUUAGGAAUAGAGACUCGGGACCAAAGAUAGGGCUUCUAUUGUUUCCCCUCGUGGGAGGUUUCCCUGUUAACCCUCUUGGAUCACUUAUCCUCUGGGUCCCAGAACAGAACUAAGUUCCGCAAACAUCACCAAAGACCAGCAGUGUACAAGGCCUUGGGCUGGGGGUUACAGAGAAGAUGACAGCUUGGACAAUUCCUAUGCUGGGCACAUGGGAGCAGGUGACAUGCUACACAGCAUCCCUCCCUCACACUCAGACCCGAAGUCCAGUUACAACUGUAGUUUUGAUGUAGGAGGCAAAAAAGGGGUUAACAGAAAAACCUAAGACCCAAGCUCUAAUUUAGAUCUGAGCUCUAAGAGAGAUUCAGACCCCAGUUAAUGGAUAACUUAAGACUUGGGAAACAAGCCAGGGCCUGGGUUCUUGCUACCCACAAUAACAGAAACAUAAAGAGGCAGGUCAGAGAGACUUUAACCAUAACAAUGAUACACUGACAGGGGUAUAGAAAUUUUUUUUUUUAAGAGCAAUAGGGGUUAAGUGACUUGCCCAGGGUCACACA